UUUGGUCGGCGACAAGAAGUGGGCUUGAGGAGGAAGUCAGGUUCGCAGGCAUUCCGCGAAAAUAUAAAACCUCUCAGGACUUGUGCUUUUCUUCACUGAUCUGCAAUAUAAAUCUUUUCUCUUCGGAUUGAGUUGGAAAUUAUCUUUAACCAGGCUAAUGGAUCUCAAGGCUCCUCACUCCAUGGGUACUACUAUUAUCGGCGUCACCUAUAACGGCGGCGUCGUUCUGGGUGCCGACUCUCGGACCAGCACUGGGAUGUAUAUCGCUAAUAGGGCAUCGGACAAAAUUACUCAGCUCACUGACAAUGUCUACGUUUGUCGUUCUGGAUCGGCCGCUGAUUCGCAGAUUGUGUCCGACUAUGUGCGCUACUUUCUUCAUCAGCACACAAUACAGCUGGGUCAGCCUGCAACUGUCAAGGUUGCUGCAAAUCUGGUCAGGCUGCUUUCAUAUAACAACAAGAACAUGCUAGAAACUGGUCUAAUUGUUGGUGGAUGGGACAAGUAUGAAGGUGGUAAAAUUUAUGGAAUUCCUCUUGGCGGAACAAUAAUAGAGCAGCCUUUUGCUAUAGGAGGAUCUGGCUCCAGUUACUUGUAUGGAUUCUUUGAUCAAGUAUGGAAAGAAGGGAUGACCAAGGAUGAAGCUGAGCAAUUAGUUGUAAAGGCAGUUUCCCUGGCCAUGGCAAGAGAUGGUGCUAGUGGUGGUGUUGUUCGUACGGUCAUUAUCAAUUCAGAGGGAGUGACAAGAAACUUCUAUCCUGGGGACAAACUUCCACUGUGGCAUGAAGAGUUGGAGCCUCAUAAUUCAUUGUUGGAUAUUCUGAAUGCUUCUGGUCCGGAGCCAAUGAACAUAUGAUGAAGUGAAAGUGCCCAGCUAUUUUAUCGUAUUUUCAUCAGUAGAUUUUCUGGUACAUUAUUUAUCUUUAUUGCUCGCACCCUAGUUCCUAGGAUGGAAUUUGUAAUGGUUUCUGUUCAUUUUUGAAUUUAAAUGUGAUGGGUCUCCGAGUAA
Messenger RNA from Manihot esculenta (cassava), 1006 nucleotides. RefSeq names its product proteasome subunit beta type-6. The coding region runs from base 158 to 853 and encodes 231 amino acids. Gene Ontology annotation, molecular function: threonine-type endopeptidase activity. Lineage: Eukaryota; Viridiplantae; Streptophyta; Magnoliopsida; Malpighiales; Euphorbiaceae. The transcript is spliced from 8 exons. The record is from RefSeq and is a predicted model, not a curated record. Gene Ontology annotation, cellular component: proteasome core complex.